This is a messenger RNA of Caenorhabditis remanei, 1539 nucleotides long. RefSeq lists its product as uncharacterized. The record is from RefSeq and is a predicted model, not a curated record. Bases 1 to 1539 code for a protein of 512 amino acids. The transcript is spliced from 7 exons. Gene Ontology annotation, molecular function: protein binding; snoRNA binding. Gene Ontology annotation, cellular component: small-subunit processome. NCBI's taxonomy places the organism in Eukaryota, Metazoa, Nematoda, Chromadorea, Rhabditida, Rhabditidae.
AUGCCAUCAUUUUUCGUGAAAACCACUGGUAAGAAAAAAGUGCAAGGAGGACGAAAACGCAAGCAGAUUGGUGGAAAAUCCGACGGAAAAAGCGAUGAAUUAGCGGCGAAGAUGACGAGAAGACAGAAAUUGAUGGCUGCGACCGAGAUUCAUUCCGACGAGGAGGAUCCCUUUGCUAGAAGUGCCUCCGGAUCAGAAGCUGGAAGUGAUGUGGAAUAUGAAGAUGUACACGAAAGAAACUAUCGAGAAGCGAAGAAUCUUCUGGAGAAAAUUCAGAGUUCGGUAGCCACAGAAGAGGAGGUUUCUGAAAAACUGAGGGAUGAUGCGUUGGCGAAGACGGGAACACUGAUGAAACGAGUCGCUGACGUCGUUGAGUUGGAGGAUGAUUUAGAGAUUAGUUAUAAGGCACAUAGAUUAACACCACUUUGCGUCGCUUUCUCUCCAGAUGCCAACUAUGUGAUAAGUAGUGGAAAAGAGUCGAGUAUUGUUAAGUACAAUGUGAAAACUCGAAAAGUGGUCGGAGUCAUCAAAAGAACCAAAAAGAGAGCUGGAGCACCGGAAGAGCCAACUCAUGCUCAUUAUGGAGUCAUCUACGCAGUCGCUGUGUCCCCGGAUCAAAAAUUCAUCGCUUCUGGAGGCUAUGACCAGAUUGUCAAGAUUUGGAACUUUGACUCAUUGGAUCACAUCAAGGAUCUCUCCGGUCAUCGCGGACCGAUUUUUUCAUUGGCAUUCCAACUGAGAACCAACAACUUGUUCUCGUCCAGUCAGGAUCGUUCAGUAAAAAUGUGGGAUAUCGAUCAGUUGGGUCUGGUGGACACUAUGUACGGACAUCAGGACGGUGUUCAACAGAUUGGAGUGUUGUCGAAGCAGAGAGUGGCGACUGUCGGUGGACGUGAUCGUACCGCUCGUUUGUGGAAGGUUGAGGAUGAGAGUCAAUUGAUGUUUACUGGACUCUCCAACUGUGUCAGUUUGGAUUGUGUUGCUAUGAUCAAUGAGGAGCACUUUGCCACUGGAUCUGCUGAUGGAAGUAUCGCACUGUGGUCAUUCUGGAAGAAGCGUCCGAUUCACGUUAGAAAGCAAGCACACGGACAAGAGACGAGUGGAAAUGGACGAUGGAUUGUCGCGUUGGCAGUGUUGCCGUAUUCUGACCUACUCGCAUCUGGAUCCAACGAAGGAGAGUUGAAAUUAUGGAAAAUCGCUGAGAACUUCCGCACGUUGACACCAUUCUUCUCGUAUACUAUACCCGGAUUUAUCAAUUCUAUCAAUUUCGCUCCAAACGGAAAGUCAAUUGUUGUUGGAGCAGGAAAAGAGCAUAAAGAUGGAAGGUGGUGGGUUGAUCGUGAGGCUCGUAAUCAAGUGGUAAUCCUUCCAAUUCGAUACACUGAUGAAAGUGAUGAUGUCGUGACUAAUGGGGAAAUGGCGUCUGGAACAAAUAGUAUGUCGGAUGGAGUGAAGGGAAUCGAAUCUGGAGAUUCGGAUGAUGACGAAGUCGUGUCGGAAACCGACUACGAGGGAGAAGAUGAGGGGAAGGAAGAAUAG